Pangasianodon hypophthalmus (striped catfish) is the source of this 2646-nucleotide messenger RNA. RefSeq names its product SNARE_SNAP25N and SNARE_SNAP23C domain-containing protein. Gene Ontology annotation, cellular component: SNARE complex; plasma membrane. NCBI's taxonomy places the organism in Eukaryota, Metazoa, Chordata, Actinopteri, Siluriformes, Pangasiidae. Bases 1065 to 1688 code for a protein of 207 amino acids. The record is from RefSeq and is a predicted model, not a curated record. The transcript has 9 exons. Gene Ontology annotation, biological process: synaptic vesicle priming; synaptic vesicle fusion to presynaptic active zone membrane; exocytosis. Gene Ontology annotation, molecular function: SNAP receptor activity; voltage-gated potassium channel activity; syntaxin-1 binding.
AAAAGUACAGUAGCUUAAAGCAGUAGUUCCCAAUCCUGAUCCUAGAGUAGCACAUUUGGGCCAUUUGUACACCCCUUAACAAGUCCAAGAUAAUAUGACCUAUUUCAGAUGAGAUAUUUAUAUACAUUUAUGAAAUAAAUAAAUAAAAUGUAUGUAAAUGUUUAUAGAUCAUGAUCAAAUGUAAUAUACACAAUAUAGUGUGAAGGUAUUAAUAAGAAACUAAAUCAAAUUAUUGUACACACACACACACACACACACACACACAUAAGUAAGUAAUUCUUUAUUGUCAUUGUAACAAUGGAUGUACAAUGAAAUUGAGUGAGUACUCUCAGUGCAGAAAGUAAAAUAAAAUAAAUAAAAAAAGAAUAUUGCACAUUUAAAAUAUUGCACUUAGUGUACAUAUGGCAUCAAAGAUUAUUGCACAGUUAAAAUAUUGCACCAACAAAGAGAUAUUGCAGAGUAAAUAUAUAUCUAUAUACAUAUAUAUUUAUAUGUGUGUGUGUGUGUGUGUGUGACACACACAUAAAUACGCAUAAAUGUACUCUCGUAACUUUAAACCUUCAGCCUUGCCCCCUCUGAGCCGAUUUUGGAUCCUCUCAAGACAAUACCUGAGUGGUUAUGUAAUAUAUGGUGAAUAUAUUAUUUGCGCAAGUUUAGUCUAGAUUCGUGUUCAAUACACAGCACGCUCUCGGUUAUUUCCCCUCCUGCAGAAAAAGCAGUGAAACCCAAAAGAGCCAGUAACUGACACUUUACCAGCCAAUGGUUGUGGCAGCGGAUGAACACAACAGCCAAUAGUAGACUGGCCCGACAAGAGGGCGGGGCUUAGAUUUACCUGAGCUGCAGAAAACCGGCUGCUGACGAGCUGCUGAUGUUAAAAUCAGAUCACUGAGCAAACACAGGUGUCACAGGCGCUCGCAGAACAGCUGCUUUGUACUGUGAGUAAACUGUGGAAGUGAAAGGAGACAAUCUUGGCAUUUCCCACAGAGUUACAGUUCAGAAAUCCUGUGGAAAGGGCUAGCUGUGACUGAGAAGUGAGGUUCCUCAAGGGAAGCACAAAGCCUAAGAUGGCUGCCGAGUGCCCCCUGAGAUCUGAGGUGACGGAGCUUCACAGGAGGGUCAAUCAGGUGACAGAUGAGUCACUUGAGAUCACCAGAAACAUGAAGCUUCUGUUAGAAGAGAGCAAAGAUGCAGGGAUCAGGACAUUGGUCAUGCUAGAUGAACAAGGCGAACAACUGGAGCGGAUUGAAGAGGGGCUGGACCAGAUCAAUCAGGAUAUGAGAGAAGCUGAGAAAAAUCUCACAGACCUUGGCAAAUGUUGUGGCCUAUGCUCAUGCGAUAAGCUGAAGAACCUUGAAGCGAGUGAAGCCUAUAAGAAGGUGUGGGGUAAUAAUCAGGAUGGUGUGGUAUCUAGUCAGCCUUCAUCGCGCAUCGUAGAUGAGCGAGAAAAAAUGACAAUGAGUGGUGGAUACAUCAGAAGAGUGACAAAUGAUGCACGAGAGGAUGAGAUGGAGGAGAAUCUGGCCCACGUGGGCAGCAUCCUUGGCAAUUUGAGAAGCAUGGCACUUGACAUGGGCAAUGAAAUCGAUACUCAGAACGUGCAGAUUGAACGCAUACAGUCUAAGGCUAUUGCCAAUGUUUCUCGCAUCAGUGAGGCCAAUCAGAGGGCUAACAAGCUAAUAGCAAGGUAAACACAGAAGAGCGACGACCAUUUGUUUAGAUUCUUUCUGUCAUAUUAGAGCUUUACAACUGGACGAAGCUUUUUUUUUUUUAACUUUUCUCACUGAAAAAAGUGGAUGAAGCAAGUUUUUUUUUAAAAAAAAAAACUAAUGUUAUUUUAUGUUAAUUUAGUUUUCAUGUUCAUAAUGUUCAUAACUGUCUAAAAGAGCCAGUUGCUAUUUCAGAUAUCAUUGCUGUAUUUAUUGUAUUACUUAAUCAGUGGAUUUUUUUUUAAAAUAGGAGAGCAACAUGCCAACAGCUAUCAGUGUCUUUAUUAAAAGGUACUAGUUGAGUUUUGUCUGUGCUUUUCUAUGUCUGUUUGGUAGUGAAAAUGGUGGUCAGAAAAAAUUAUGUUGCAUUGUCAUGUGCUUUUACACAAAAAUUUCCAUUUCAAGAAAAGCUGGGAAAAUGAUAAACUGAAAAGCUGAUUACUGUGUGGUUUUUAAGUUGUAUUUUUGACAGCAUUUUUGCAUAAUAAAUAUUCCAAUUAACUGUGAAUUGACUGAAAAAAAGGAUGUGCAAGGACUAGAUUUAAACAUGAACUCGAAGGAGAAGUGCACAUUCAGAAUAGCCAGACUAAUAAUUAGUCAUCAUUAGUCAAGUGGUAGAGAGAGUGUUCAUUGCCAUGUAAUGCUGCUGAUGAUCUCAUUCAAUGUGCUGCAAUGUACCGGUUACAAAUAGCUGUUUAGACCUUCUUAACCUUGCUGUUCUGCUCAUUGAUCAUAGAAGAUGUCCCUCAGAUCCAUGACAUCCCUUCUGAUGUUGUGUCAAUGAAACACUUUAUUGAUGUGAUUGAAACAAAUUGAAUGAAUGAAGUACUGUUCUGUUGAACUGCCUCAAAAUGGCUUUUGGGGAAAUGACCAUUUCAAGAAAAAAAAGGUGUGUGAAAAAAUGUUUUUCGGUUUUGUUUUUUAAGAAAAAUGUUGUAUU